Molecule: messenger RNA, 264 nt
Organism: Dicrocoelium dendriticum
Lineage: Eukaryota; Metazoa; Platyhelminthes; Trematoda; Plagiorchiida; Dicrocoeliidae
Source: the annotation of a GenBank genome assembly
AUGCAUGUUUGUGGCUUAAUCGGUUUUACACUUGGAUUCUACAACUCACACCUGAUCCACGGUAUGGCAAACAAAGGAGUCCCUUUCACAAAUAUGGCUGACGAAACAAACGCCAAGGUGGGACAUACAGAUGGAUCGGGUGGAGAGUGUUUGCGAGGUCAGUCAGAGGAUCGCACUGAUGCGGGAGUCGAAGUUGUGGAACAGGAGAUCACAGCGGAAAAGCAGAAGGUUGUGGAUCGUAGUAUAAAGGUGAUAUCUGAUUAA